Molecule: messenger RNA, 1493 nt
Organism: Phycomyces blakesleeanus NRRL 1555(-)
Lineage: Eukaryota; Fungi; Mucoromycota; Mucoromycetes; Mucorales; Phycomycetaceae
Exons: 10
Coding region: 40-1389 (449 amino acids)
Biological process (GO): translation
Cellular component (GO): mitochondrial small ribosomal subunit
Molecular function (GO): methyltransferase activity; structural constituent of ribosome
Source: RefSeq, a predicted model, not a curated record
GCCCAACACCAACGACCAUACUCUCAGAAUGUUAUAUUCAUGGACGAAAAGGAUCUGAGCAUGCUCGAUGUUGAAAUGACAGAAUCAUUCAUUAGUACGACUGUCAUUUCUGAUUUAACAAAUCCAGCCGAAUUCGUGCGUGGAUCGCCAGAAGCAGAGUUUGGAAGAAAACGCAUUGGGUGUGUACACCUUCCGAAGCCACUUGCCAAGGGUAUUUUGGACUUGAUUGAAGCACAGCAUGAUAAGAGGCUGAUUCGUGUGGAUGCUUUACGACUGUACGAGGCCAUGAGAUCAACAGCAAGGAUUCCUGAACCGCUUGAACAAGAUCCCACAAAAAAACCUAAGAAGACACCUAAUCAAGAAGUCCUUGAACCACACAAUGUAUCGUAUGGUCCUCGUGAAGCAUUAGCAUAUACCGCAGGUGUUUUACCCGCAUCAUAUGCUGCCAUUUUCAACGUAUUAGAAGAGGUCAAUAGUCGUCUUGGUGAUUUUAAGCCAAAAACCAUGCUUGAUUUUGGUACUGGCCCCGGUACAGCCAUCUGGGCUGCUCAAGAAGUUUUUGAUAUCGACAAAUAUGUGGGAGUAGAUCUAUCUGAAGACAUGUUACGUGUGGCUGAGAACCUAGAGGAGUGCACCAAGAAGCCUGAUUCAUCUCCUAUUGAGUUCAAACGUUAUCUGGCCUUUGAUCCAACGAUCUCCAAACCAGACCUCGUUGUGAGUGCUUUUGCAUUGGGUGAUAUAGCCUCAACUGCACUACAGAAAUCAACUAUUGAGCAGUUAUGGGAACAAGCAGGGGAUGUUCUAAUUUUGAUCGAACGUGGCACUCCAAUUGGAUUUUCAGCCAUUGCUCGGGCUAGACAAUGGAUCCUUGACGCUGAGAAAGAAAAAGAAAAGGACGUCCAUGUGGUGGCACCUUGUCCUCACGACCGUCCCUGUCCUCUUUUAUUCUCUCCUGAAGCUAAACCGUCCAAAACUUGGUGUCAUUUCUCCCAAAGAGUAGAAAGACCAGCAUUCUUGAUGAAGACGAAGCACUCAAAAUUCAACACAGAAGAUGCAAAGUACUCGUAUGUUGUACUACGAAGAGGAAAACGGCCAUCAACCAAAAAUGCCGAGUCUCCAUUUGAGAGAGCAGCUUUUUCAUGGCCACGUCUAAUCCAACCACCCUUAAAAAACAAGGGGCAUGUGGUUAUGGAUCUGUGUGUUCAGAAUGGUGAGAUUCAGAGAACCUCGAUCCCAAAAUCCCAAGGAAAGAUUCCUUACCGAGAUGCCCGCAAGUCUAUGUGGGGAGAUUUAUUCCCACACCCUUCCAAAACAAAGAUGGUAACACGUGUGUCUGAAGGUGUGGUUGGCCCGGAAGAAGUCCAGCGGAAGCAUAAAAAGGCAAUCUAAGCAAGCCCUUUAACACAAAAGACUUGUGUUCAUUCAUUCAUCCAUUUAUUUAGUUCAUGUUUAUCGAUUUUAAUCAAUGUAGAUAUAAAAAUACGCAUUAAGAC